Messenger RNA from Hypanus sabinus (Atlantic stingray), 5195 nucleotides. RefSeq names its product cell division cycle 25 homolog d (gene cdc25d). Gene Ontology annotation, cellular component: nucleus; cytoplasm. Gene Ontology annotation, biological process: G2/M transition of mitotic cell cycle; protein dephosphorylation; positive regulation of G2/MI transition of meiotic cell cycle. The record is from RefSeq and is a predicted model, not a curated record. The coding region runs from base 626 to 1954 and encodes 442 amino acids. Lineage: Eukaryota; Metazoa; Chordata; Chondrichthyes; Myliobatiformes; Dasyatidae. Gene Ontology annotation, molecular function: protein tyrosine phosphatase activity. The transcript has 12 exons.
CAGAGCAGGAGAGGAAAGGGUGUGGAUUUAGAGAAACAACCCGAUCAGCGAUUCACUGAGUUUUGAUAGAAAUUGUGCAGAAAUAAAGGGAAAACAAUUAACUCCAGGCCAAUAGGACCGUAAACUAUAACUUUAAAACUAAAGCUAAUGCCGAUUCUGCAGCUCGGUAGCAGUUGCUCAAUCUUAAAUAGCUAAACAACUUUAGUCUAAUAUUUUUUCCCAGAACCAGGACAACAGUAAGCAGUUGAUGUUGCUUUGUAUUUAGUCAAAGCUCGACAAGACUGAAAGGAGAGGAAGGGAGUUAAAUCCCACCACAUUGAAACAUUAACGGCUGGAACGUGCAUACUCGCGAGUUCGAUUACUGAACCCAUUGCACAGCCGGCAUGCCAGGGCACGCAGACAGCGAGGCAGAGUCUGCAGUUGUGAUACUCGAAUACUGUCCAUACAGAUCAAUUAUACACACAUGACACUAGGGUAAAGUUGAAAGAUUACCUUUAUUUGUUACAUGGGUAUUAACAAUUCAAAAAAAUCAUGCUGUUUCGCGCCAACGUCAAACAGAGUCUGACAACGUGCUGGGGGCAGCCUGCAAGUAGUGGUCUCAACCAUUAACCCUUACGUCUUCGGAAUGAACCCAGGGCACCCACGCGGUCACGGGGAGAACGUGCGAACUCUUCACGGGCAGCGGCAGGAAUUGAAACCCCUAUCGCGACAUACAGCAUCCUACUGUGUCACCCUGCAGGAAGUCCAAGUUAACACUGUAACCGCUGUGAAACUGAAGUGUGGUUUUUCUCAGAGUCAUAGAGUGGAGAUCGAAAAGAGUGGAACAAAGAUCAGAACAAUUGCACUCAGUGGCCACUUCAUUUGUGACACCCCUAAGCGCAGACUGAAGCUAUCGCCUGAGUAUGGGAAUCCAAGCCCUGAGGCCUUGCUCGUUGCUAUGGAGACCAAGACUCCCACAGGUCGAUCACCCAGCUCACCACACAGACUGGACACCCAGAGAAGAAGCAACAGCUGGACUCCAACAAGACAGACAACCCCUAGGCCGAUGAGGCUUCUGGAUAAAAUGCGGAUGAACUCAGAAGGACGCUUGUGUCAACUGGAAAAGGAAAAUGACUAUGGCCAUGAGCAAUCAAGAACUGCUCUCACAACACCUCCAGAUCAGAGUGGCAGCAAGCGUGGUGAAUUGGCAGAAGGACUUCAAACCCCGGCUCAGAAGAAAAGGAAAAGUGGAUUCCACAGAAACUUUGAGGACAGACAGGCUUGUAAUACCCGACGCUUGUUCUGCUCCCAGGAAAUUGACACCGAAAUAUUUCCAGAUUCAGAUGGAAAGGAAGUCAUCGGAGAUACCCAAACCUGUCUUUUGCCCACGGUGGAGGGGAGGCAUCAGGACCUGAGAUAUAUUACUGCCCAGUCAGCAGCAGCUUUGCUCGUUGGGGACUUUGAUCAUCUUGUUGAUGGCUACGUGAUCGUGGAUUGUCGUUACCCUUAUGAAUACGAGGGGGGGCACAUUAAGGGAGCACUGAACUUGUACACCGAGGAGCAGCUCGUCAAUACAUUUUUCCCACACCAGCAGUCACCCCAGCCAGUGAGGAGGCGCAACGUCAUCAUCUUUCACUGCGAGUUCUCCUCCCAGCGAGGACCCAACGUCUGCCGGAGCCUGAGGAGGAUUGAUCGGAAUGUAAACCAGUAUCCCAGGCUCUGUUUUCCUGAACUUUACAUCCUGAAGGAUGGCUACAAGCAGUUCUUCCAGCAGUUUGAGACACUCUGCGAACCGCGGGGGUACGUUCAGAUGCACAGCCAGGAUUACAGGGAGGAGCUGCUCAGUGCACGCAGAAAGGCACGAUCGGUGUCCGGCCGCCGCAGGAACUGUUCAAAGCAGCUAACAGACGCUGAGGACAGGAAAAGGUUUCUACUCUGGACCAGUGCCCGAGGAACCCAGCAGCACCAGUGUUGACCUCUCGCGCAGCAGCUCCCUAUCACCCUGUUCGGCAUCUAUCCCUCGGUGCUUUUCAAAGUCCAAAGCAAAAAUGCUCCAUUUCAACCAGAAGAUCUAGUGCCCUAUUGAACAUUCCUGGAUCAGAUACAGUGUGGGUUAGAUACAGAGUGGACCUCCCUCUACACCGUCCCAUCACACACUCCCAGGACAGGGACAGCACGGGUUAGAUACAGAGUGGACCUCCCUCUACACCGUCCCAUCACACACUCCCAGGACAGGGACAGCAUGGGUUAGAUACAGAGUGAAUCUCCCUCUACACAGUCCCAUCACACACUCCCAGGACAGGGACAGCACGGGUUAGAUACAGAGUGAAGCUCCCCCUACACCGUCCCAUCACACACUCCCAGGACAGGGACAGCAUGGGUUAGAUACAGAGUGAAGCUCCCUCUACACAGUCCCAUCACACACUCCCAGGACAGGGACAGCACGGGUUAGAUACAGAGUGAAGCUCCCUCUACACAGUCCCAUCACACACUCCCAGGACAGGGACAGUACGGGUUAGAUACAGAGUGAAGCUCCCUCUACACUGUCCCAUCACACGCUUCCAGGACAGGGAUAGCACGGGUUAGAUACAGAGUGAAGCUCCCUCUACACUGUCCCAUCACACGCUCCCAGGACAGGGAUAGCACGGGUUAGAUACAGAGUGAAGCUCCCUCUACACUGUCCCAUCACACACUUCCAGGACAGGGACAGCACGGGUUAGAUACAGAGUGAACCUCCCUCUACGUUGUUCCUGAACCUCUUUUCACUCCUACUUUACUCCUAGAACUUGCUGAAAGCUCGAUCAAACAAACAGCCAAGAUAAGCCACCUACCCUCAUGGACCUUGCCCCACACCCCAAUCAUUCACUUUUAUUCCCUCGUCUAUCAAGCAGAAGAUACAAAAGCCUGAAAGCACAUACCACCAAAGGGUCCAGAGGAGGUUCACAAGAAUAAACCUGGGAAUGAAAGGGUUUAUGUAUGAGGAGGAAUUGAUGGCUCUGCCCCUGUACUCACUCAUUGGGCCUCUCUGAUUUCCCCAAUAGACUUACAGACCUGGGGGUUCAACCAUUGGGUCUCACCCUCCAGCUGACCUCCAGGCAUCCCUAUUGACCCCAGAACUUGCCAAUGGUGGGACCCCAGGCUCCAGACUUACUGAUGACAGGGCCUCAAACUCCAGGCCUUGAACUCUCGCAUUAGAUUUAGGGUUAGGGUUAGGCCCGUGUACUUAGAGGGUCACCAGCCCUCAAGCCUUCUGCACAUGCAAAAAGAGAGCAAAAAGGUAGUGAGGUAGUCUGCAUGGGUAGACAGAGGGUAAGAAGCUAUUCCUAAAACAUCGAGCGUGGGUCUUCAGAAGUACAUAACUCCUCUUUGAUGGUAGCAAUGAGAAGAAGGCAUGUCCUGGGUGAUGGGGGUCCUUAAUGAUGGAUGCCACUUUUCUGAGGCAUUGUGUUUUGAAAAUGUCCUUGGUGCUGGGAGGACUAGUGCCAUGAUGAAGCCGGCUGAGUUUACAACUUUCUGCAGCUUUUUCUGAUCCUGUGCUGUGACCCCUCCAUACCAGAUAGUGAUGCAGCCAGUUAGAAUGUUCUCAAUGGUACAUCUGUAGAAAUAUAUGAGCAUCUUUGGUGACAUACCAAGUCUCUUCAGACUCCUAAUGAAAUAGAGCCACUGUCAUGCCUUCUUUGUAAUUGCCAAGGAUAGAUCUAGGCAAUGUUGUUGGGCCCAGGAUAGAUCUUCAGAGAUGUUGACACCCAGGAUCUCGAAACUCCUUACCCUUUCUACUGCUGAUCCCUCAAUGAGGACUGGAGUGUGUUCCCUCAACUUCCCCUUCCUGAAGUCCACAGUCAAUUCCUUGGUUUUACUGAUGUUGAGUGCAAGGUUGUUCCUGCGACACUAAUCAACCAGCUGAUCUAUCUCACUCCUGCACGCCUCCUCGUCACCAUCUGAAAUUCUGUCAACAAGUUCUUCAGCAAGGACUCUCCCACCCCCACCAAUGACCCCUUAUAAAAUGAACAUUGACUUCUCUAACUUCCGCUAAUGCCCUUCCUCCCCUUCUUAUCCCAUCCCUGAUUUAUUUAUUCCCCCCCCCAUUUUUUUUAUCUCUUUCUCUACCCAUCACUCUUUGCCUGUUCUCCAUCUCCCUCUGGUGCUCCCCUCCCUCAUUCUUUCUCCCUAGGCCUCCUGUCCCAUGAUCCUUUCACUUCUCCAGCUCUGUAUCCCUUUUGCCAAUCACCUUUCCAGCUCUUGGCUUCACCCCACCCCCUCCAGUUUUCUCCUAUCAUUUCACAUUUCCUCCUCCCUCCUACUUUAAAAUCUCUUACUAUCUUUUACUUCAGUUAGUCCUGACGAGGGCCGAAACGUCGACAGUGCUUCUCCCUAUAGAUGAUGCCUGGCCUGCUGUGUUCCACCAGCAUUUUGUGUGUGUUGCUUGAAUUUCCAGCAUCUGCAGAUUUCCUCGUGUUUGCUUCUGUCAACAAUAGUUGUGUUAUCAGCAGAUUUCUAGAUAGCCUUUAGGUCGUGUCUGGGCACACAGAGAGUAGAGCAGUGGGCUAAGCACACAUCCUAGAAGUACACCAGUGCCCAUUGUCAGAGGGGCCCAGGUAUUGGUUACCCACUGAUCUGGGGGGACAUAUAAUGAAAGAACACUUACUAAAAGUGGCACAUGAGAGGAAACUAUUUCUUCUAUUCCUUGGAACAACUUAUGUAAGUACAUCAGAAUCCUGAAUUUAAUAACUUCAUGGGAGCUUAUCGUUAUGUAUGGUGUCCAUGUCAGACAUUUGGGGACAAGAGUACAAAGAUAACAUGUCUGUCUGAGAUGUGAUGGGUGUGGGAAACUUUUACACUUCACAAUUUUUUGGGAAAUCGCUAAACAAUAUUAUACUGAAAUAUUUAAUACAAUUGAAUCAUUAUUAAUAUCUACUUAAUAUAAAUUAAAGCUGUGCAAUAUUUGUUUAUGGGAUGGUUAAACAUGGGUAUUUGUACUGUUGUGAUGUUAAUGAUGGCUGACCGAUGUUUGCCAAGCCUGGGAUCCAACAAUCUGUAUUUCUGCACAGACUAUUUAUAAUUGAAAGAAUUAUUAAAACAUUCCUUAUCCUAACUACAUUUACAUUUUGAGUGUUAAUGUGUACUGUAAUCGUACUACAAAGGCAGCUUGAUGGUGACGUAGUUAGCGUAAUGCUGUUACAUUCUGGGUUCCACUGCUGCCAUUGAGUUUGCACGUU